GGUUUUAUAUAAAAGUUCCAUAGACCUACCAAGGAAUCACUUUCAGUCUCUGUGGCAGAUCAAGAUAUUGUGCGCUAUUUUAGCUCAAAAUGUACCAUUUGAAGUUUGCUACCAUUUGUAUUUCUUUUUUGGUUUUUGCCCUUUUCUGCGAUAAAACAAAUGCAAAAAGUGGUUGUGCCCUUUUCGGCCAUUCCUGCUACGGGGGUAUCGGCAAAAGGGCAGACAUGUCAAGUGGAGAAAGCCUGGAGACCAAUGUUCCAGAGAGCAACAGCCCUGCCCUGUUUAUUCCAGGUUUUCAUUCUGGGUUUCGAAUUUCCAAGCCGAUUAGGUAUAUACAAGCGACCCCUGAACAAUAUAAAGAGGUUUCCCAGUUUUUAGAUAAAAAAGACCUAAUCGAGCAAGAGUGAAUUUAGCGUGUUCAUUAUAAAUAAUGUUUCUUGAUGAAUUAUAAUAAACCAGCAUUUAAAAAACAUGUUUUAUUUAAAAA
Molecule: messenger RNA, 487 nt
Organism: Anthonomus grandis grandis
Lineage: Eukaryota; Metazoa; Arthropoda; Insecta; Coleoptera; Curculionidae
Gene: CCHa2
Exons: 4
Coding region: 90-407 (105 amino acids)
Source: RefSeq, a predicted model, not a curated record